CGCUAUUUCAUCCACAAUCUCCCUCUCUCUCUCUCUCUCUCCCUCUCUCUCUCUCUCUCUCUCUCUACUGUGUGGUAGAAAAGAGAGGUUGGCCUGGGGGCAGGCGACAACAGAUUGCCGUGCACCUCUUCUCUUCUCCUUUCUCAUCCUUCCUUCUCUUUCUCCUCCCUCCUCCUCCUCUUCUUCCUCUUCUUCUUCUUCUUCUUCUUCCUCUUCUUCUGCGGGGUCUCGGUGAGGGAGUCCUCUAUCUGAAAGUGUAGUCUGCAACAUUGUUGGGGCAGAAGGCUGUAUAGUUGUCUGCAAUCAUGGCUGGGACGAUGGUACAGUCUUCAAUUCUUCCUGCUGACAUCGUGAGUAAGAGUAAUAGACAGCUUUCUAGCUCUGGGAAAGCUAGACGGUCGGUCAAGAUGAUGACUACUAUCCGAACAAGCAGCCCAAGGCUACAAGGUUUCAGGGGUUUGCGUGGGUCUAAUUCUUUGGAUAUGCUUCUGAGAACUGGUAAAGAUUUUCAUGCCACUGUUGCAUCUUCUAUUUGUGCUCCAAGAGGCAAGGGAAGUCGAGGAGUAGCUGUAGCUAUGUUUGAGCGUUUCACUGAAAAAGCUAUAAAGGUUAUUAUGCUUGCACAGGAAGAAGCAAGACGCCUUGGCCAUAAUUUUGUUGGUACAGAGCAGAUUUUGUUAGGUCUUAUUGGUGAAGGAACAGGUAUUGCAGCAAAAGUGUUAAAGUCAAUGGGAAUCAAUCUAAAGGAUGCGAGAGUGGAGGUUGAAAAGAUUAUUGGUAGAGGUAGUGGAUUUGUUGCUGUAGAAAUACCAUUCACACCUCGUGCUAAACGUGUUUUAGAGCUUUCUCUGGAAGAAGCUCGCCAACUUGGCCAUAACUAUAUUGGUUCAGAGCACUUACUUCUAGGAUUGCUCCGUGAGGGUGAAGGUGUUGCUGCUCGCGUUCUUGAGAACCUAGGAGCUGAUCCAAGCAACAUACGCACACAGGUUAUUCGCAUGGUUGGAGAGAGCACUGAAGCAGUUGGAGCUAGUGUUGGGGGAGGAAGCAGUGGCAACAAGAUGCCAACAUUGGAGGAGUAUGGCACAAAUUUGACAAAAUUGGCAGAAGAGGGAAAAUUAGAUCCUGUUGUUGGACGACAGGAUCAAAUUGAGCGUGUUACCCAGAUACUGGGGAGGCGGACAAAGAACAAUCCUUGCCUUAUUGGAGAGCCGGGCGUGGGAAAGACCGCGAUUGCAGAAGGCCUGGCUCAACGGAUUGCAAGUGGAGAUGUACCUGAAACCAUUGAAGGAAAGAAGGUGAUUACUCUUGACAUGGGUCUUCUUGUUGCUGGUACAAAAUACCGUGGAGAGUUUGAGGAAAGAUUAAAGAAGCUAAUGGAAGAAAUCAAGCAGAGUGAUGAAAUAAUUCUAUUUAUAGAUGAGGUCCAUACUCUAAUUGGGGCAGGGGCAGCAGAGGGAGCCAUAGAUGCUGCAAACAUUUUGAAGCCAGCUCUUGCUAGAGGAGAACUUCAGUGUAUUGGUGCUACAACAUUGGACGAGUACAGGAAACAUAUUGAGAAAGACCCUGCCCUAGAAAGGCGGUUUCAACCUGUAAAGGUGCCAGAACCAACCGUUGAUGAAACCAUUUUGAUCCUCAGAGGUUUACGUGAACGCUAUGAGAUUCAUCACAAGCUCCGAUACACUGACGAGGCCCUUGUUGCUGCUGCACAACUGUCACAUCAGUACAUCAGUGACCGCUUCCUACCUGACAAAGCAAUUGAUUUGAUUGAUGAAGCUGGUUCUCGUGUACGGCUUCGUCAUGCACAGCUUCCUGAGGAGGCCAGAGAACUGGACAAAGAGCUUAGACAAAUCACCAAGGAGAAAAAUGAGGCUGUUCGUGGUCAAGAUUUUGAGAAGGCUGGUGAGUUGCGGGAUCGUGAAAUGGAACUGAAGGCACAAAUUACAGCUCUUACAGAAAAAGGUAAAGAGAAAUCAAAGGCUGAGACUGAGGCAGGUGAUGCUGGUCCAUUGGUGACAGAAGCUGACAUACAACAUAUAGUGUCUUCGUGGACUGGCAUCCCUGUAGAGAAGGUCUCCAGUGAUGAAUCUGACCGGCUCCUCAAGAUGGAGGAGACUUUGCAUAAGCGGGUAAUUGGCCAAGAUGAGGCUGUCAAGGCUAUCAGCCGUGCUAUCCGCCGGGCCAGAGUUGGCCUCAAGAAUCCAAAUCGUCCAAUCGCUAGCUUCAUAUUCUCUGGUCCCACUGGUGUUGGGAAGUCCGAACUUGCAAAGGCUUUGGCUGCAUACUACUUUGGGUCCCAGGAAGCUAUGAUUCGUCUUGAUAUGAGUGAGUUUAUGGAGAGGCAUACUGUCUCCAAACUCAUCGGCUCGCCGCCUGGUUAUGUUGGCUAUACGGAAGGUGGCCAGCUCACAGAGGCAGUGCGUAGGCGUCCUUAUACUGUUGUUCUCUUUGACGAGAUUGAGAAGGCACACCCUGAUGUCUUCAACAUGAUGCUUCAGAUAUUGGAAGAUGGUCGUUUGACAGACAGUAAAGGUAGAACAGUAGACUUUAAGAAUACUCUUUUAAUAAUGACAUCUAACGUUGGCAGCAGCGUGAUUGAGAAAGGUGGCAGAAGAAUUGGGUUUGAUCUUGACUAUGAUGAGAAAGAUAGCAGUUACAACCGGAUCAAGAGCCUAGUGACAGAGGAGCUCAAGCAAUACUUCAGGCCUGAGUUCCUGAAUCGUUUGGAUGAGAUGAUAGUUUUCAGGCAACUCACCAAGACCGAGGUAAAGGAGAUUGCAGACAUAAUGUUAAACGAAGUGUUUGAGCGGCUUAAGGCGAAGGACAUAGAGCUCCAAGUAACUGAGAGGUUUAGGGAUAGAGUGGUUGAAGAGGGUUACAACCCAAGCUAUGGAGCGAGGCCUUUAAGGCGGGCAAUCAUGAGGCUGCUAGAAGAUAGCUUAGCCGAGAGGAUGCUUGCUGGUGAGAUUAAGGAAGGUGAUUCUGCAAUUGUUGAUGUGGAUUCAGAAGGGAACGUGACAGUUCUCAAUGGGGCAAGUGGUACAGCAGAGCCCUUAUCACCGGCUCUUCCUGUAUAAAUGACGAGUCAGUUGUCAUAGCGCAUCAGCACUGUAUCAUUUAUUCUUCUUUUAUGAAUUGAUCUCCGAAUAUAUGCAUGAGAAAUGUGAGCGCUGAAGCAUGAUGUAAGAGAAGUGGAAUAGGACAUCUCAUUGCUCAUGUCGGGUACUGGGACGGUAUGUGUUCAUAAAUACAUAGAAGUCUCCCAACGAUUCAGCACUUUCUUUCACGACUGUAACCUAGUGUUUUCAGUUUCUUCUUAGGUUUUCAUUGCCUUGUAAUUAACAAAAUAAAGUACUUGGAGGCUAAUAGCUUUGCAGUCUGAAUCUAAUUUUAUACUUGUUUA
Molecule: messenger RNA, 3400 nt
Organism: Nymphaea colorata (pocket water lily)
Lineage: Eukaryota; Viridiplantae; Streptophyta; Magnoliopsida; Nymphaeales; Nymphaeaceae
Product: chaperone protein ClpC1, chloroplastic
Exons: 10
Coding region: 306-3074 (922 amino acids)
Biological process (GO): cellular response to heat
Cellular component (GO): cytoplasm
Molecular function (GO): ATP binding; protein binding; ATP hydrolysis activity
Source: RefSeq, a predicted model, not a curated record